This is a messenger RNA of Aureococcus anophagefferens, 1368 nucleotides long. RefSeq lists its product as hypothetical. NCBI's taxonomy places the organism in Eukaryota, Pelagophyceae, Pelagomonadales, Pelagomonadaceae. Gene Ontology annotation, molecular function: microtubule binding. The transcript has 3 exons. Gene Ontology annotation, cellular component: microtubule cytoskeleton. The annotation marks the transcript as partial. The record is from RefSeq and is a predicted model, not a curated record. Gene Ontology annotation, biological process: cilium movement.
GUUCCGAGCAUUCAACAAUCAGCAGCUCUUGCUCUUGGUCGAUUGGCCAACUACAGCGAAGAUCUAGCAGAAGCUGUGGUUGGCAAUGAAAUAUUACCGCAGCUUGUAUAUUCACUUUCAGAACAGAAUCGCUUUGUGAAGAAGGCCGCCUCAUUCGUUCUAAGAGCAGUUGCGAAGCACUCGCCGGACCUUGCUCAGGCAGUAGUUGACUCGGGUGCACUGGAUGCGUUAGUCCCAUGUCUUGAGGAAUUCGACCCAACGGUAAAAGAAGCGGCCGCAUGGGCAAUUGGCUACAUAGCGCAACACACCGCGGAACUAGCUCAGGCAGUAGUGGAUGCUGGCACAGUCGCUCUACUGGUUCUUUGUAUCCAGGAGCCCGAGAUUACCCUAAAACGUAUAUCAGCUUCAGCAAUGUCUGAUAUUUGUAAGCAUUCCCCGGAGCUAGCCCAAGCUGUUGUAGAUGCUGGUGCUGUUGCGUAUCUCGCACCUUUGAUUGUACAUCCAGACGCCAAGCUCAAGAGACAGGUCUGUAGCUGCCUUGCCCAGAUUGCAAAGCACUCCGUGGAUCUGGCUGAGGUGGUUGUAGAGGCUGAAAUUUUCCCAAAUGUAUUAAACUGUCUCAAGGAUACUGAUGCAUUUGUUCGCAAAAAUGCUGCCACAUGCAUUCGUGAGGUGGCAAAGCAUACCCCAGAGCUAGCAAAGCUAAUAGUUAACUCCGGUGGUGCUGCUGCUCUCGUGGACUAUGUUUCUGAAGCUCAGGGGAACGCAAAACUUCCGGGAAUUAUGGCUGUUGGUUAUAUUGCUGCCUUUUCUGAGACCCUCGCCCUUGCCAUAAUCGUGUCGAAGGGCGUGGCCCCGCUCAAAGAGGCCCUUGUGACAGAACCUGAGGAUCACAUAAAGGCGGCCUCUGCAUGGAGUCUUGGACAGAUAGGUCGACACACGUCAGAUCACGCUAGGGCACUUGCCGAAGGUGAUGUCUUGCGGCAUUUGCUCGCAUGUAUGGUACAUCAAGACAGUUCCGAGGAUUUGAAGACGAAGUCAAAGCGGGCACUCAAAGCCAUUCUUGCGAAGUGUACGCACCUUCAGGCACUUCAGCCACUGUUACGCGAAGCUCCAGUAAAAGUUCAAAAGUAUGUAUUGAAGCAAUUUGCUUCCAUUCUGCCCCAUGAUGUCGAAGCUCGACGUGCAUUCGUGCAAAACGGUGGACUGCAAUUUCUCCAAGAAUUAAAUGAAACUGUGGGUGGGAAACUCACUGAAUUCAUACAACAAAUUAACAAUUGUUAUCCACCUGAAAUUGUGGAGUACUACUCCCCGAACUAUUCGAAGCGGCUAUUGGAAAAAAUUGAAGAUUACUCGCCCAAUGCAUAG